UUAACUUGUUGUGGAGAGAAGCAGAGAAAACUUUAUUGUCUUUUUAUGUUUAGUUGUCAGUUUCAAACAACCUUAUGGCCUUUUUGAUAAAUGUGCACUUUGCAGAAAACCCCCUACUUAGAAAGCAAGCAGAUUUGAAAACUAAAAUCGUAUAUACUUUGAAGAAAAGUGCAUUGUUUAUUAUUACAGCACUGCAUUUGUCUUUGAACCUGAAGCAAUGGACUUCUUGGUGGGAAUUAAAUCAAACAGUUUUAUUGUGAGUUUCUGAACAUUUUACCAAUUUGGAAAAAAAAUAACAGCAUGGAAGAAUAGCCUCAGUGAAAAGAAGAAAUGGAGGGAGGAGAAGUGAAUGUUUAUGAGGGGGGGCAGGCUGGGAGACGAAUGGCUGUGGAGGAUUCCUGUAAUGAGUCUGUGGAGUUUCUAUGGAAACCGGAUUACAACUAAGUCCACAUAUAAAGACAUGGAACUUACUGGAAGGAUCUAACUUUAAGCAGUGGAAAUAAAAAUUCAGCUCGUCCUGCAAAUAAACUUUCGUCAGAGGAUAGAGGCUGGUCUACGAAGGAUCACAUGACCUCAACGGGCAGAGCAGGUUCUAGAAGCAGCUCUGUUACAAGGAUCUGACACGGACCUGUAGUUUGUGUAUAACGGACAAGGAAGACCUGAAGCACAAAGCUUUUUAAGGAACAGAAUCAGAGAGCUGCAGAGUUACAAGAAGAGUCUGCUGCUUUAUCUCUUAGCCUCUGCCUAAGAGCUCACAGCAUGCAGCUCUCUCAGAGCCUGGACCAGAGACUCCACAUGCUCAGACAGGAAGUCAGGACGAUGAGUCAGGAAAAUGAUCGAGAGGAGCAAGUCUGGAGAGAACGGCUACAGCGCUGUCAAAAGCAGCUAAAGGCUAAAGAUGAGGAAAUGAGUCGUCAGUCACAGUAUUUUGAGAACUUUAAAGCUCAGCUUCAACAGAAACUCAGCCUGGCCAGAGACCGAGAGCAGAGUCUGCAGAAACGCAUCUACAGUUUAGAAAAACAGCUGCUCGACGUGACUGUCAGCUCUGCUACUGGAAUGGCAACAAUCACAGCCGUCAGAAUUACUGCUGGGACUGUAAUAUACAGCGAUGAAAUUGACAGGUUAGCGUCUCUGAGAGGGGAGGGGGAGGGCGAGGAGGAGAACAAGGACAACAGGAGGAAGCGGUGGCAGCCAAAUGUUCCAGCUGUGAUCAGAGAGAGGCCACGGUUUGAUGAGGGUAAAACAGAAUCAGACACAGAGGAAGGAAGAGACAAAGAACCAAACAUUUCUUCAAACGAGACCAGACUGCAAAAUUUCAUCUUCAGUCUGCAGGAGGAUCUCAAGGUGCUGCUGGAGAGAGAGGAAGCAGGGACAACUGAGCGGGGAAAACUGUUAGAGGAGCUCCAGGAGGCUCAUGAAAAUGGCCACUUCUUGGGCUGCAAAGUGGAAGAGCUGAAGGCAGAGCUGCUUCAACUGAGACAGUCAGAGAGCUCAUUGACUGAGGAGAUUAAAAAACUGAGAGAGGAAAACCAGAGUCUUCAGCAGAUGCUCAGGGAUGCAGCUAACCCCACACCUCCUCACUCAUCUCUAAAACCUGAGGCACCAUGCUUGAUUUCAGAUGCAGAUUUCCUUCCCUGCAGCCCAGAUGCAGAAAUCAGACAGUCUUUAGCAGGAACCCUGGGAAAGGUGCAGCUAAAUGCAAAUGAGAAAAUCUGUCAGCCUGCUUUGUCUACAAUUCCACCCAUUGACCAUCGGGGUGCAGCAGAGCACAAGCUGAACAACAGAGAGAAUCGUUUUCCCCCAGCCAGUUCAAAAGCGCCAAACCAAAAUCCUCUCAACCUCUUUGACCAAAUUGGCUCCAAAGCUCAUCCAGAGUUCCAGUCACUUUCUUUUUCCACAGAGUCUCUUUCUCAGCCUAAACUGGGAAGCAUGGAGGAAAAUCCUAGUGAGGAAUCUGAUGCCCUGAGGGCAGCCUUUCAAAGCCUGGGCUUUGGUGAUGAUUUGCAAGCUCUUAAAGAACAACGUGACAAACUGGAGAUUGAACUUCAGCGCACAACAGCAGAGCUACAGGCAAAAGCUCAGGAGAAUGCUGACUUAAAGUUACUGCUCAGGAGGGAAGAUAAACAACAACAGAGUGAAAAAGAGCAGAGCUCAUCAAAAAAUAAGAUUACCACCCCAUCCUCUUGUAAAAGUGAUCAUCAUCCUCAAUUAUAUUCUUCCAAUGAUGAUGCAGCAUUUGACCUUGCUCAGACUGAGCUCAUCCAAGCCCUUAACCAGGAAAACCGGGCUUUGGCGGACAGAAUCCAAGAGCUGCGGGCUCACAUUGAACUCAGAGAAGAAGAGAUAAAGAAGGAGCAAACUGCCCUGAGGGGACAUGUUUGUAGGCUGGAAGAGGACUGUGUCAGGCUGGAGCAGGAGAACCAGGAGCAACUUGGUUUGAUCUCAGAACUCACCAGGAAGACAGAGGAUGAUCUGAAUACUAUCAUGGAGCUUCAGCAAAAGUUAGAAGAGAGCAGAGAGGAACCAAGGACUCUGGGGAAAAGUGAACACCAGGCUGGAAUAGUGCAUGAAUUUCAAGAAGAAUAUGUGGAGAGUUUAGUUGACGGUUUUCUUAAAGCAGAUGAAAAAGCCAAGUUGAUUUUCAGUCAGACAGCUGACAGUGUGACCACAGCCUCCUUGUCUAGUUGUCAGGAAAAUGUUCAGCAUGACUCAUUACAAAAUAUCUCUCAGAAAAGUCUGUAUGUUGGUCCUCUGACAGAUGAAGUAACCCAGCUCAACACGUCAAUCCAAAGCCUCAAAACCCAACAAAAAGAGCUGACAGCCAACAUCAGUUCUCUCAGAGAAGAGCAGAAAGAAGUCGCUCUGUCGGUCCAAAGACAAACGGAAGAAAAACAGCAGUUAACUCGCUCAGUAUGGGCACUGAAGGAGCAGAAAGAUUGCAUCUUUCAGUCUCUGCAUAACCUAAAACAAGAGAAAGAGCAGCUGAACAGGGCCGUCUGCACUUUGAAGGAUGAGAGGGAUCAGUGUUUAAGGUCCAUCAGUGGUCUAAAUGGAGAGAAAGAGGAGCUAGCUCUGUCUUUAUCAGCUCUCCAAAGAGACAAAGAUGUGAUAAAAGAAUUUAUUUCAAGUGUUGAAGAAGAGAGAGAUCGGAUCAUGAAGUCUCUGCAGAGUUUACAGACGGAGAGCGACCAGUUAAGCCAAACAGUUCUUCAUUUGAAAAAACAACGAGACCAGCUAACCGAUUCACUCAAAGGUCUCAGAGAACAGAGAGACCAGGAGCAGCUAACUCACUCUUUAAAAAAUGAGUGUGACCAGCUGACAAUGACUGUCAGCAGUUUGAAAGAAGAAGAGGAAAAGCUGCAGCAAUCAAUCAUCUGCUUAAAGCAAGAACAAAGCAGCAUAAAGCAAAUCAUUUUAGAUUUAAAAGAGGAGAGAUACAGCCUUCAAACACAUGCAAAAGAGAUCAACCAGAAGCUGAAUCUAAGCAGGGAGGAUAUGACAAACAGAACUGGGGAAACAGAAGAUGCUCCAAGAUGUGAGAUCAGUGAAAACAGUGGAAAGUCUGAACAGAAUGAAUCUGACCUGAUGAGGAAGAUUGAGGCUUUGAGAGCUGAAUUAAUUAGGUCAAGAGAGGAACUGGAAAAGAGUCAUGCAGAGAUCAGUAAAGUAAACAUUGAGUUGUCUCAGGCAGAGGCCAGGUGUGAAGUGGCAGAAAAAAAGGCAGCUGAGCUGGUGAUGAGACUGAGAGAAUCAGCCACUGAGAGGGAAGACAUCAUGAAGGAAUAUGAGGGCAAAGCAAAGCAGGUGAAGGAGCUGCAGAAUAAACUGAUGAACCUGCUCAGGGAGAAGACUGAUGCUCUGUCUUUGAAGGCACAAUCAGAGGAGCAAUAUAACAUCCUUUCUGCACAGCUCAAAGCUAAGACCGUCGCUCUGGAGGAGCUCAACUCGGAGUACAUUGCUCUGAAACGAGGGCAGGGCAGCAGAGAUGAUCAGUCCUCUGCAAUCUGCUCCCUCAGAGCACGCUACAGUGACAUCAGAGCUAAGUAUGAUCUACUUCUUAAAAGAAAAGGCCAAACUGAUCUGGAUGUUGCUCCCUUAAAGGCCAAGCUGUCCUGCCUGGUGGUGAAGUGUCAGGAGAGAAACAGCUUGUUAGCUGAGAUGAUGAAGUCCAUGCACAGGCGAGGCUGUUUAGAGCCCAGGCUGACGCAGCAGGCUGAGCAUCUGCUCAGUGAUGCUGCUCUGCAGGAAUACACUGCUGCGUUCUCGCCAAAAAGCAAAAGCCAACUUAAUGACUUUACCCGAGAUUUUUUUUCAGUUUUUCAAGGCUGCAAUAGUGGUUUCAUGCCUGAUCCAACCGGCCCUGUUGAAUCAAGCUGUUUGAUUAAGCAUCCAAAAGAGGUCUCACCAGUACCUGGAGCUCAGUUUGGUAAAAGUGAAAAGUGCUCUUUGAUGUUUGGCGGUGAGACUACAACAAAUCCUCAAGACUGCUUUAAAGAUGCACAUGCAGCAGCAGAAGCGCUGAAGAAAAACUCCUCAGUUUCCACAUCUCCUUCAAGUAGUAUAACGUCCCCUGCUGUCCCAUUAAAGGAGAAAAUGUUCACUAACUGUCUGCAGCUUUCUUCUACCACUGGAUCACCCCAGGCAACCUGCUGGCCAGCGGAAAUUGACUCUGUUCAUUUAAAGAUGAAAGAGAAAUGCUCAAACCCAGCUGAGUUUGGGGAACUGUCUCAAAGUCCUACAGCGGUUUCUAGCAAACAAGUCAGUCCAAGCAGGAGACUGAGCAGUCCUGAGAAGAUUCUCAACCUGCAAGAAGAAUUGCAGAGGACUCUAAUGGACAUCUCUCAGGUGCCGGAGAGCAGAGGAAGAGGAAAGGAACCUCGGCGAAAACUCUCACUUUCAGACCCUACAGAACGAGACUAUCCCAAAACAACUGGACAAAACUUUUCUGUCAUUGUUCAACGUCCUGACUAUCUUCCACUCUCAAAUUUUUCUUCUGCCACUAAACACAACCCAGUCCUAACUACUAAAACUAACACCUCUAACAAGUCACCAACUCUUUUUAAUGCAGUUUCUUCUCGGUCUGCCAAUGCCAAAUUAACUCCAAGCAUAAUCACUUCCUGUCACCUUAAAUCAGACGGAUCCUCAGAACUUUUAACCUCUUCUGAUUCUUCUUUAAACUCUGCAAUUCACAGAAAAGACAGCUCCAUCUGUAGUGAAGAGAACAAGCUAACAACACACAAAAAGCAGGGAAAGAAAAGCCCCACCAUGCUUAAUGUAUCAGAUGAAACAAACACAGAGACAUUUCAUAGUUUCUGUAGUGAAUCUGUUGGUUUUUCUUCUGCAAGAUCUCACAAGGCUGCUGCAGAUUCCACUGCUUUGUUGGAAAAUACUUCAAGAGACAGACCAGGAGCUCCAGCGGAGGUUCGCUCUGUUGAGGUCAUUAAAAGAGUGGGACAGAGCAGCCUUCUGAUUGGCUGGGAGCGGCCGCCUCUCGACGAGCUCGGCUGCAGCAAUGCCACGUUUGUGUAUGGAUACAGGGUUUUUGUAAACAAGGAAUUCCACAAAUCUGUCAUGAGCUCCGCGUGUACUAAGUGUAUUCUGGAGAACAUCUACCUAAGUGUCCCUGUCCACAUUGGUGUCCAGACUUUGGGCUCUAAUGGACUCUGUUCUGACAGUGUCUACACCAUUUAUGCCAACGGAGAAUAAUAAGCAACCCUGGCUCUAGCAGCUAGACUUCAUCAGACCUCUCAGUGGGAAAGAACUGCAGAGCAAAGCCGUCUAAAGCCACAGUCAACUGCACGGACAUCCAACCCCAACCUUAGCUAAGCAAACUCUGGGACAAUCCUGCCAACCAGUCUGGAAAAAGAAAAAUUGUUUUUAACAUGGAGCAACCUUAAGCAGACAUUUAAACCUCAAAACCUUCACAUGAAGAUGUCAAAGGAAAUGAGCUCUCUGCUUCUGCAAUCACAGGUCAUUUCCUGUUUAAAAAAAAUGCUUAUUUCUCAUUGGAGUAACUUUGCGUUUUACCUGCCGAACUCCUAGAUGUGGUGUUUUCAGAACAUUGAGACAGUCAGCCGUAAUCACCGUUAAAUGAGUAAAUAUAUCUUUAUCUCAAAGCCAAGAAAUGUUAAGAUAAAAAGGCAUCAUUGACACGGAAGUAUAUUGACUUAUCUUCAUGGAUAUGUUAGUGAUGUCUGUAUUAUACUGUGUGGACAACAUGCUUCAUCAAGGAGCUCUACCGCUGCCUCUCUGGACUCUACACGUUUAGCAUCCAGCUAAAGGAACAUUUCAUUCCUUUGAACUGAAAACAGGUCAGACCUGAUGGUCACACUACUUGAUUUUUAUACAUGAAGCCAAAUAUGUUGAAAUGACGAUUCACUCCAAAGACUUGUCUGUUCCCCUCCUCUCACAUGUCUACAGAACUUCUUUUACUGCAGAAGAUUAAAUUACAUUCAAAUAAAAAAUGCACAAAGGGAUUAUUUAGAUCUUGAAGAAGAAAUUUUAACAAUGAGAUAAUCACUAAUAUUUUUUCUAAAGAAUAUUAUUAAAAAAAAGAUUAUGCGAAUAUAAUUUACCUCACACUGUAUCUGUUUUUGUAUCAGUGACACUUCAUACUUAGUGUUUGCACUCAGAUUAUUUUCCUUUAUUUUGAUAAAUGUUCACAGCACACAUAGUAAAUUGUUUUGCUACAGGCUCUAAAUAUGUGUGUAGAGUGAUCUUGGUGCAGAAAAAGGUAUUUUUCUAUCAGUUAUUGAUGUUGACUUCCCACUGAUUCAUUCUUAUUGUACCAAGAAUAAAUAUU
This is a messenger RNA of Cyprinodon variegatus (sheepshead minnow), 6802 nucleotides long. RefSeq names its product janus kinase and microtubule interacting protein 1 (gene jakmip1). Gene Ontology annotation, molecular function: GABA receptor binding; kinase binding; microtubule binding. The transcript is spliced from 18 exons. The record is from RefSeq and is a predicted model, not a curated record. Lineage: Eukaryota; Metazoa; Chordata; Actinopteri; Cyprinodontiformes; Cyprinodontidae. Bases 760 to 5706 code for a protein of 1648 amino acids.